AUGGCGCAGAGCAAAACGAACCCGAUCAAUAUAAACCCGAACACGGUACCCACAAGAAACGGGAUGUGGGCCCGGGGAAGAAAAUGUGUGUAUCGGGCCUCAUUCUCGUUAUGCAACAAAUACCGGGCCUCGGCCUUCUUGAACCUUUUCCCUACGGCCCAAACCGCGAGCCUCAAACCCGGAGGGAACAAAGUGUUCCCGAAUAGGAUUUGCGGGAUCAAAAUCAACAAGAGGCCUGAGUUCUUGCCGAACACUAUCAUGUUCUCGUUCGUGGGCACGAAGCCGCAAUUCGAGAAAGACGAGACCGUGGUGAAAACCGCGAAAGUUAAUAUUUUGAGGCCCUUCCUCCGCAAAACGCCUCGCGCGCUACGAAUCAGGGAUAGAUAG
This is a messenger RNA of Striga asiatica, 387 nucleotides long. The record is from the annotation of a GenBank genome assembly. NCBI's taxonomy places the organism in Eukaryota, Viridiplantae, Streptophyta, Magnoliopsida, Lamiales, Orobanchaceae.